AAGCUUUUCAAUUCAUAACAAGUAAUGACUUUGUAGUUUCAUAAUGACACGGAAAAAGGUACCAGCCAUCUUAAUAGUGCUUUUAUUCUUUGCAUGCCCUUGAACUUCCUGUGCUUGGGGGUGCUAAUUUGCUUUGCUAAAUUAAUUUGCUGAGGGGUACUCUGUGGCAGUAACUUCAUAAACACGUGUAUUUGUUUACACACGUGUGCAUUACCAGGUCAGAAUGCCAAAGCUAGUGUGUGUUGGUAGGAUGUUAAUGCCAGAGUGGCUCACAUACUCUGCCUUAGUGGAGCCUGCAGGAAAAAACAGUUGGAAAACCAUGGAAGUAACUAUAGAAACACCAAUCUUUCAUCAAGCAGCAGAGAUAUGUGCAGGAAGGUGCCUUGCUUACCAACCAUGGUUCCAUACUUUGUUUUUGUUUUGAUGACUUUUUGUUGGGAAGCAGAAAGCUUUUGGGCAAGUUGUGCCAAACAAUUUAUGUAGGAUACUGCAAGAAAUUUGGUUUUCCUCUUGUGCAGGGAACGGAGGCUUUAGGGAGGGGCAGAUGGAUUUCUAUCAGAGUUUUAUCACAUUUUCUCUGUAAAGUUUUUGUUCUCAUGUAGAAUACUUGGCGCCUUGUUCGGUGGUUGUUAUCGUUUGUUGGCAUUGGAACAGAUCAGGCCUAUUAGAGUGACUUAGCUAAUUACAGGGAGCAGUUGUUGAGGGAAAUUUGGAAAGCAGGGUUGUGUGAUUCCAGUCUCAGCAUGUUAACUCUCGAUUGCUGAGAAGGCCUGUGAGUUCUGCAGGAGUCUCUUCCGUUUGACUCAGUGUGGAGCAGAAGAUGACCUCAGUUCUAAGAUGAUUCAGUAUGGCCUUUCACUAGUUGGUAUUCAGGUGGAUGAAAGCUAUUGCAGGACCUGACAAAAAGUAAAUUGAAUUCACAAGUUUCUUUUAUGUCUGAGUCAAUUCUUAUUUCAAAACAAACUUUGAAAUAAAAGUGGAAUAUGUCCUAGACCACGUGAAGGUGAACAUGAGGACAGACAGGAACUCCUCACAGUGUCUUUGCAGGUCCACAGCCUGAGUUCAAGAUCAUGUAAGUGUGAAGAAAAUGAGAAAAUGUACAUCACUGCUGUAGCUGGGGUUGCAGGGAGGUGUCUUUCCAGUGAGCCUUUCCAGGUGGAAAGUGCCAGUACUGAAAAUUUCUGUGACUUUAGAAAAAAUCUCCUCCGUCUGUGUUCAUUCACUGCGGAUUGUCCCUUCAGUGGAAAUGAAUCAGGCCUGCGUGCUUGGAUACAAAAUGCUUUCCAGCAGUUCAUAUACAGCAGUUAAAAGUUGCAGGAAGCCACAAGAGUCACCAGUGUUCUGCCUCCUGUGCCAGUAAAUACCGCAGAAUUGUUCUGCUGCUUCAUAGCGACGACUUAAUCUGUCCCAUCUACUGCUUUAUCAUUGCUACUACGUCAAAUUUCAAUUACUGAGAAAACAAAAAGGAAGAUGUCAAUUUUUUUCCACUUCUGAUGGAGCACUAUGCUCGAUAUUGAAGGCAUGAUACUAAAGAGAACAAGUGUAAGGACUAAAGUGAGUGUAAUGCUGCUGUAUGGGCACUCAUUGAGCAGCUUGGAAGCCUUUAUUUCAUAUGUUCUGAUACACAGAAGUGUUCUGGGAAAGCUCACUACAGAAGUUGAAAAGACACUCGUGGAUUUCUGCUAUGAACACUAAAAGUGUAGAAUGCAUUUGUUGGUGAAAUGGUUAUGACUGACAAUUUUCCAACAGCUUCCAGAAAUAGAAUGUUGGAGUAAAAACCUCAAUGCAGAUUUGCAUAUAUCUGUGUAUUCUUUUGUUGCUGUAGUGCUACAUGUUCAGGAGAAUCAAUAAAGUCGUAGAACUUCUUUGGUGUUUGAGGCGGUUGGAGCAGGCUGGGUCAGUGCUCCUGUGAAAUGGAUUGCCCACUCCUAGAAAAUGAUGCAAUUUAAGUCCAGAAAUGCUGUGCUUUUCAUUCCAUGUAUUUUGAGUGCAGGGAGGGAGUUGCAGGAAAGCAUAAGUAAGCAGGUUCUCCUGCAGAGGUUAACCAGGAUCGGCUGUGAGAAGGCCUGAUCUGCCUUCUGGUAUUUCCUGUGCUUGUUGGGGAUUCCCUGAACCUUAUCUGAGAAAGCUGAAAUGCGGCCGUGUUUGGGGAGGUUGCAGUCUGUCCUCUUCUACUGUACAGUACGUGUUGUGUUGUAUCCCUAACAACACAGUUAGAAAAUGUGGAGCCUCAUUCAGCUAGUAUAAGUUUUGUGCUGAUACUUCUUGUAACAGCUUGACGUAUCUGUUUAAUUCAGAGAAUAGGCUGUCCCUUCUGUGAAAAAUAAAAGUUUCUAGGAGUGUUUUGGACAACGAGCUAUCUUCUUUUGCUUUGCCUAGGCUGACUAGAGGGCAAUUUAUAAAACAGUCUGCAUUACUGUACUUGCAAAAUGCAUACGUGGUCAGCUAUCACUCCAAAAACAAGUUGUGCAGCUUUGUUAUUGUGAGUGAUCACUGGAGGAGAUGCUCGCAGAUAGGACCAAGUUGCUGAGGCACAGUUGGUGAUGACUGUUGUUGUCAUCCUCACCACAGGCAAUGGUUUGUUGUUUUCAAGUGAGACAUUCUCUGUGCCAUCAGUUCAUCAAGAGACUAGCAUAGUUUAUUUGGUUUUUUACCUUUAGCAGCAUCUGUAGCAUUGGCAGUAAAUCUUACCCUAACCAAGGCAGGUGCCAUUUUCUGCCAACAUCUGGUGCUGUUUCUUUCAGGAAGCAGGGGAUUUAACUUCCCAUGAAGCACUUUUGGUUACAAAACCUCUACUGUUGUGGUCCUUAACAUGUCUUUCUCACUUCAGCUCAUUUCAGCUGGACUUGUGGUUACUUGCUUUGGGUAGUUCGACCUGGGCUCAUCUCCAGAGCUGAACCACUAUCCUGUACUGCAGGUGCCAAUACACGUGGAAGAGCCAGCAUUUCUUCCAGACCCAAACGAUGGCAGUUUGUAUACGCUUGGUGGCAAGAAUAAUGAAGGCCUGACUAAACUUCCAUUUACCAUCCCAGAGUUAGUGCAGGCGUCUCCCUGCCGCAGUUCAGAUGGGAUCCUUUACAUGGGCAAAAAGCAGGAUAUUUGGUAUGUGAUUGACCUCAUGACUGGGGAGAAACAGCAAACCUUGACCUCUUCAUUCGCAGAAAGUCUUUGUCCAUCAACAUCCCUGCUGUAUCUUGGGAGAACAGAGUACACAAUCACAAUGUAUGACACCAAGAAGAAGGAGCUGAGAUGGAAUGCCACCUAUUUUGAUUAUGCAGCCACUCUUCCUGAUGAAGACGUAAAAUAUAAAAUGUCCCACUUUGUGUCUAAUGGAGAUGGACUGGUGGUGACUGUAGACAGUGAGUCUGGGGACGUGCUGUGGAUUCAGAAUUACGCUUCUCCCGUGGUAGCUUUUUACAUCUGGCAACGUGAAGGAUUGCGGAAAGUUAUGCACACAAAUGUGGGGAUAGAAACUCUGCGAUACUUGACAUUCAUGUCUGGGGAGGUCGGACACAUUACCAAGUGGAAAUAUCCUUUUCCAAAGGAGACAGAGACCAAGAGCAAAUUAACACCAACUCUUUAUGUAGGGAAAUACUCCACGAGUUUGUAUGCAUCGCCAUCAAUGGUGCACGAAGGGGUAACGGUUGUGCCUCGUGGCAGUGCCAUACCCUUACUAGAGGGUCCAAAAACAGAAGGAGUCACAAUUGAAGACAAUGGCGAAUGUGUUAUCACCCCCAGUACGGAUUUAAAGUUCUCAGCCAGACUGAAAGGAAAGAACAAACUCAGCUAUUGGAACGACUUGCUGUUAAUAGGGCACCAUGAAACUCCGCUAUCUGCCCCUACAAAGAUCCUGGAGAAAUUCCCAAGUAACUUACCUAAGAGGCCUGAAAAUGUGAUUCCAGCUGACUCUGAUAAAGUCACUAUUGAAAAGGUUAUUGACAUAGUUGAAGGUUCUGCAACAGAAGUGCCUCCUGCUGUUCCAAAGGAUAUUGAGGAGAAGCUUGCUCAGCCUGUUGCUCGGCCAGAAGCUCCUGUGGACUCUAUGUUGAAAGACAUGGCCACGAUCAUUCUCAGCACUUUCCUGAUUGUGGGCUGGGUGGCGUUUAUCAUCGCCUAUCCAAUGAGCGUACAUCAGCAACAGCAAAGGCAGCAUCAGCUGGAAGAGAAGAUACAGCUCUUGCAGCAACAGAAGCUGCCCUUUCGUGCUCCCAGUGAUCUGCCGCCAGAAGAUUUCUUGGACACCUCCUGUGGACAGACAGACAGCUCUGCUACCAGCACACCGAACGUGUCGCCCAAAGCAUCAAACCAUUCUGCAUAUUCCAGCAUCUCCACAUCUGAUGUUGGGAGCUGCCUUUCCACAGAGCAAGAAGAGGGAGAUGACGAUGCCAACAGAGUGAUGGUUGGCAAGAUUUCAUUUAACCCAAAAGAUGUACUGGGGCAUGGAGCUGAAGGAACCAUUGUUUACAGGGGGACAUUUGAUAACCGUGACGUUGCAGUGAAAAGAAUUCUUCCCGAGUGCUUCAGUUUUGCAGACCGUGAAGUGCAGCUACUGCGAGAGUCAGAUGAGCACCCAAACGUGAUCCGCUAUUUCUGCACAGAGAAGGACCGGCAGUUCCAGUACAUAGCUAUUGAGCUGUGUGCUGCCACCUUACAGGAGUAUGUUGAACAAAAGGCCUUCAGUCACCACGGCUUACAACCUAUUGCCCUUCUGCAACAGACGACAUCUGGUCUCGCUUAUCUGCACUCCCUCAGUAUUGUCCACAGGGACCUGAAGCCCCAUAACAUCCUCAUUUCAAUGCCUAACGCCCAUGGGAAGGUCAAAGCUAUGAUCUCAGACUUCGGCCUGUGCAAGAAGCUGGCAGUGGGCAGACACAGCUUUAGCAGACGGUCGGGUGUGCCGGGAACCGAAGGGUGGAUUGCCCCAGAGAUGCUGAGUGAAGACUGCAAAGAGAACCCUACGUACACUGUGGACAUCUUUUCAGCGGGCUGUGUCUUUUAUUAUGUGGUAUCUGAGGGCAGCCACCCCUUUGGCAAAUCUCUACAGCGACAAGCCAACAUUCUGCUGGGUGCAUACAGCCUGGAAUUUCUGGAUGCAGGGAGGCAUGAAGACAUAGUGGCUCGUGAUUUAAUAGAGCAAAUGAUAAACAUGGACCCUCAGAAACGGCCAUCUGCCAGCUGUGUGCUAAAGCACCCAUUCUUUUGGAGUUUAGAAAAGCAGCUCCAGUUUUUUCAGGAUGUCAGUGACCGGAUAGAGAAAGAAGCAUUAGAUGGUCCAAUAGUCAAGCAGUUAGAAAGAGGAGGAAGAGAGGUGGUGAAAAUGGACUGGAGAGAGCACAUCACUGUUCCUCUUCAGACAGAUCUUCGAAAAUUCAGAUCCUAUAAAGGAGGCUCAGUACGGGACCUUCUGAGGGCAAUGAGAAAUAAGCUCGCUUCCCUCACCUGCUCCUACAUACCUACCAUGCAAUGCGUAUCUGCUGCCAAGAAAGACUGUUUCAGCACUACUACCAGCAGGACUUUGCAGAGAAGAGCAUUGCAGGAGAUGCUGUUUGAGAGGAGAGAGAGCUUUCUUCUCUGGGACCAACAUUCCAAGCACAGGGCCAUGAAACAGGCCUACCUUUCACAGGGAAAAGGGGGAUCAAAGAGCUGAAUUGUCUCUCUUUGAGGAAACCAAGCUUCCAAAAUGUGCCUUGUAUUCUGCCUGCACUGGAUCAGGAGAUAGUAGGAGCCCAAGGAGCAGUGAAGCUGCAAAAGCAAUGAACCCUGGUGAAGGAGUUAUCCCACGUAAGGUCUCAGGAAAGUGAAGAGCAAAAGCAGGAUAAAACCAUCAUCCAGUAGCCCUAUAUACUGUACUUGAUUUUGUAACUUGUGCUUUACUGCAAAGAAUCAAAAUACAGUAACUGAAAUCAUAAAAUUACUAGGAGGUGGGACCUGCAAGAGGAACCUUUUAGUUGCAGCAGAUCAGAGCCUGCCAUUGCACUAAUGCCACACUCUGCAUUAGGCACACCGCAGUGAUUGUAGAGGGAAUCUUUUUUAAUGAGCCAAAACCUCUAAAAAGACUUACCCCCUUGUUAAGUCAGCACUACCCUACAAAAACAGACCCUCCUCGUUGAGCAGAUGAAGUUAUAAAAUGAAAUACUGACUUGAAAAAAGCUAAAGGUUUUACCUACUUUGAAAACCUCAUUGUUUAAAUGUCAGCCAGUAUUCACAGGAGAGCUAGAGCAGUACUUGACUUACUUAUACCACAGUGUCUGCACAAGUAACUUCAGGAAGAUACACUGAUGUCAGUUAUGACCUGCUCCUGAAAUGAUAAUGUUUCACCCACUGCAAGCAUUCCUUCCCCUCUUCUAAAGAACAGGAGUGUCAGCUGCAGAGCCAGAGGUAAGAAAUGAGUCCCAGGUAAAAGAAGCUAAAUAGGAAAUGAAAGAUGUACAGAACAGUGAAGUUGUAGGCAGUGUUCGUCAUAGGAGGAAGAAAGCUGCACAGUAACCUCAUUUUCUUCUUCAUGUCCAUGGGAACCUGUGUUUUUAAAGAUGCAGUAUUUCUUUUCUUUGGCCCUAAAGCUGUGACAAAGCAUUAAGUGUGUGUGAAGGAUGAAGAAAUGCUGAAUUCUAAGAUGACAGAUGUGGGUGUGUUCUUCUACAAUGUAUUUAUUUAACAUAUUUAUAUUUAUUUAAUAAUUGUUUUGAUACCACUUCCUAGUAAAAAGUGGUACAAGUACAAAGCAUGCCAAAUCUUUCUUAAUCAUUUUUGUAUUUAUAUUUAAUCAUAUUAUAACUGGAAAAGUUAUACUGCAUCUUUCAAAUUAAUCUGUUUGAUUGUGUCUUCAACUAAUAAAUUAUGGACUGUUCUGUGUAUGAGUGAUUGGGUACUUACAGUGACUUUACUGGAACACUUCACUGUAAGGGUUUUCCUAGUUUUACAGUGUAUGAGAGCAAUUUACUUAAGACAUUGAGUGUGCAAAUUAUGUAUUUCUACAGCUUAAAGAAAAAAAAUUCUUUUACCUAAGGAGAUUCAAAGCCUAUUUCCUAUUUUUGUAUUUCUCAUGUAAAGGUCUUUUAUAAUUCCACUAAAUAAAGACUUGUACUCAUAAAAA
Molecule: messenger RNA, 7093 nt
Organism: Gallus gallus (chicken)
Lineage: Eukaryota; Metazoa; Chordata; Aves; Galliformes; Phasianidae
Gene: ERN1
Product: endoplasmic reticulum to nucleus signaling 1
Exons: 21
Coding region: 3080-5647 (855 amino acids)
Biological process (GO): IRE1-mediated unfolded protein response; intrinsic apoptotic signaling pathway in response to endoplasmic reticulum stress; mRNA processing
Cellular component (GO): IRE1-TRAF2-ASK1 complex
Molecular function (GO): ATP binding; protein serine/threonine kinase activity; RNA endonuclease activity
Source: RefSeq, a predicted model, not a curated record